AUGCUUCAGUCAGGCAUCACGGCUCUUGCCUUCAUGGCAGUGGCAGCUGUCGCAGCUCCAGCUUCGACAGUCGGCGGUCCACCCGUCGUCUACCAGACCGCACCCAACGCUCCGUUGGUGACUGCUACAACCCUUGCUGCUCCCGCGGCCACUGCAGGCUCCAAGGUCAAGCGACAAGCUGCCACCUGCUACCCUCAGCCCUCCGGCAUCAGCCACAGAUCGACCCCAGACAACGCAGCCGCUUUCCGCAGUGAUUCAUACUAUGCGAAUGCCGCCAAUGCAGCCAAGACCCCCAUCGGCUUCAACUCUGUCUUCACCAACACUGGAGCCUCGCCAAACGCUGACCAAUACCUCGGCUACACCUUAAUGGAUACCUACGACGUCCAGACCUGCGCCAACAAGUGCAAUGCCAUCACCGGAUGCAAGUCGUUCAACGUCUACUUCGAGCGAGACCCAUCUGUCGAUCCCAACGACGCCUCCUGCCUCAACCCACCCAGCGUCACCAACAUCAAGUGUGUCUGGUGGGGCAGCACCAUCUCCACCCAGAACAACGUCAACACUGGCCAGUACCGUGGCCAAUUCGAAGUCGCAAUCGUAGGCUCCAACGGCUACACCGGUACCCCUACCCAGCGUGGCUUCCGCAUCAAGACCGGCAACAGCGGCACCGUCAUGGACAACCGCUGGCUCGCAGUCUCCCCCGGCGAAGGUGCCGCCGUAGCCCUUAACCCACAAGCCUACAAGGGCCAGACCUCGACCUUCCAAUUCGGCCCCAACGGCGAGCUCCUGCAGACCUACUACGCUACUGGCAUGGCUGGUGUUGCGCCAAACGUUCAGGGCAACUGGGACUUCCUGCAGUACAGGAAGGUUGGACAGACUGGUGUUGAUUACAUCAAGUGCUCGGCUGGUGACGGCGGUAAUGGCAGCUUGAUUGUUUGCCAGAGCAAGAGUGGAUUCCAGUAUGCUGGUGUCUGCCCUAACCGCAAGCAGUCGAUCAGUGGGCUUUUGCACUUUGGGCUGCCGAAGAAGACUCCAUCGGAUUGCCACUGGAUCGGUCUUUACAUCGAUACCGAUAUCUCGGGAUUGGCUUAG
Messenger RNA from Fulvia fulva, 1089 nucleotides. RefSeq lists its product as uncharacterized. NCBI's taxonomy places the organism in Eukaryota, Fungi, Ascomycota, Dothideomycetes, Mycosphaerellales, Mycosphaerellaceae. The coding region runs from base 1 to 1089 and encodes 362 amino acids. The transcript has a single exon. The record is from RefSeq and is a predicted model, not a curated record.